Diversispora eburnea is the source of this 2916-nucleotide messenger RNA. NCBI's taxonomy places the organism in Eukaryota, Fungi, Glomeromycota, Glomeromycetes, Diversisporales, Diversisporaceae. The record is from the annotation of a GenBank genome assembly.
AUGAAUGAAAAUACUCCUUUGCUCGCGUCAGGGUCGAAUUCUUUUGGGCCAAACGAUGAUGUAUAUCCUGAUAGACAGCAAAGAAGAAUUUUUAAGAAACCGAAAACUUAUUCAUUUGUUCAGAAUUUAUCUAAAAGGAAAAAUAAUAGAAAAAUAAAUAGACAACAAAGCUUCGUUGUACCAAUUAAUUAUUCGGCGGCUUCCGAACAAAACGAAGUAUGGUUAAAAAAUCAGAAAGAAUUCAUUGAACGUGCAGUAUUAAAACCAAGCAUUAAACAACGUAUCGCGUUCAAAUGCGAUACAGGGAAAAGAGGAAGAAUUUGGGAAUUAUUUGAUGCCAUAUUGUCUGUUACGUUUUUUAUGCUUUAUAUUUGGAACACAGGAUAUGUACUUCCGGACUAUAGUCCACAACCUUUCCCACAUUCUCUUCAAACGGCAGAUUUUGUAUUGGCAUGUCUAAUUCUUAUUCAAUUCUUACCUCGUGUAUGGCUAGCAAAAGUCCCAUAUCGUUAUGCUGGAAAUUACUUUUCAAUUUUAACAUGGAUCUCAGUCUUUCCUGUAAUUUGUGCAUACAUUCAAACAAUAUAUGACGAGAGAAUGGAUAACACUUAUAUGGGCGUCAAUAAUUAUGUUUUCAUUUAUCCAAUCCGUUUUGUUAGAGCUCACGUCGCUGUACAAGUAUUGUUUAUACCCGUAAAAAGUUCAUUGUUUAAUUUUUCAGCGAUCAUGAGAAAAGGUCUCAAAAUAGGCACCACCAUAUUAUUUACUUUCCUUACUGUCGCUGCCUGGAUUCACAUUAUCUCCUAUAAACAAUUAAAUAUUGAUGGGAAUUUUAAAUAUAAUGAAUAUAAUGAUAAGGAAGAAAUUAAUUUAACUUUAAGCUUUUAUGAUGCAUUUUUUUACACAGUAGGGGCCAUCUUCCUUCCUACCCAUUUGUCCGAAUUGCUUGAUCUAAUUCAACAAAGGUCAAAAUACGAACAUUCAUAUAAACCAGAAAAGAAUCGUGAACAUAUUAUAGUUACAGGAAAUUUUGAUGCCUCAAGUUUAUUUGAAUUUUUACGUGAAUUCUUUUGCCAAGAUCACGGAAUGGUGACAAUGAAUACUCAUGUAGUGAUUUUGAAUUCAGAUGAGCCUGAUGAUGAAAUAUCAUCAUUUCUUGAAGAUCCUGCUUUUGUAAAUCGAGUUCAAUAUGUUAAAGGUUCACCCACUUUUCGUCGAAGUUUACAAAAAGUUAAAGCUGAUACCGCAAGUGCAGCAUUUUUAUUAUCUUCCAAAUUCUCAAAGAAUAAUGAUGAUGAAGAUGCAGCACAAAUUAUGAGAGCUCUGGCGUUGAAAAAAUUCAAUAAAAAAUUAUCGUUAUAUGUUCAAAUUCAUUUACCUGAAAAUGUGCCGCAUUUUGAUUUCCUAGCUAAAGAUGUGUUAUGCCUCGACGAAAUCACCAUGGGUCUUAUGGCUCAAAGUUUAGUUAAUCCCGGGUUCGCAUCUCUUAUUGUAUUACUUACCACCACUAUAACUGAAAAAAUUGCAAAAAGAUUGAUUCACUCAGUAAAGAGUAAUCGAGGGAUGAAUUGGGCAAUUGAUUAUAUUCAUGGUGCACAGCACGAAAUAUAUGCAGUUACCUUUUCGGAGGCAUUUAUUGGAAAAUCAUUUUUAGAAUGUUCAAAUAUCAUUUAUUCACAUUUAGAAGCCGUUCUUUUCUCAAUUGGAAUAUAUGAUGAAAAAAUGGCACACUAUUCACAAUCUCAAUUUCAAACCUUUUUAAAUCCCCAAGAUUAUAUUAUUAAGGGAGAUGAGAUUGGAUACGUGAUUUGUGAUAACUCCGAAAUAAUUACUAAGAUGGCGAAUUUUAAUUCUACAACAAAGAAGUGGUUCGAUUCAUCGAAUUUCAUCAAAAAAUCAAAAUCAGUAGCCAAUUUACUCUUAACAGUUAAUAAAGAAGAUGAAGAGUCACCUCGUACAUCAAGUGAAUCGAACAGAGGAGACGAGAUUAAUAGAACAGAGAUUUUAAACCGAAAUAUCAAGAAAGCGGAGGCUAAUUGUGAAAUGCCAAUCGAUUCCAAUUUACAAGAUAUUAAAAAUCAUAUUUUAAUAUGUGAUCACUCUGAAGUAUUUCCAGAGAAUUUGGAUAUUUUUCUAAUGGUACUUCGAGAACAACAUUCAAGUUGUCAUGAUUUACCGGUGGUUAUUUUGUCAGAUUCGGAGCCAUCAGAUGGUCGGAAACGUUUAUUGGAAAAAUUUGGUGCAGUCUUCUUUGUCAAGGGAUCACCAUUACGUCGUAAAGAUCUUUAUCGCGCUAAAGUUCAUCUCGCUAAGAAAUGCGUUAUUUUGAGUGAUGCAUCUCGUUAUGAAAGAAUAAAUGAUGGUGUAUCAGAUUCCACUUCACUUAUGAUAGCAUUGAAUGUCGAAUCUCUAGCUGCAAAUGAAGAAUGUUUUGUACUUGUUGAGUGUAUUUAUCGUGAAACAUUCAAGAUGAUUGGCGAAAGCGAUUCUGUAAAAAAUAAUGAGGAGGAAUAUAUUCAAGCAAUAAUGCGUCCAUCAUUUAUGAGUGGAAAUGUAUUUACACCAUGUAAUUUAGAUACCAUGCUUUGUCAAAAUCAUGAGGCUGAUGAUAAAAAUUUAUCGCCCAAAAUCGAUAUACAAUAUAGUGAACGUAGAAUUAGUUCAGGUCACAUGUUUUUAGUUGAUAUUCCUCCAUCAUUUAUUGGUAAAACCUAUCAUGAACUAUAUUAUUAUUUAAUUCGCGUUCAUAAAGCAAUUCCACUAGGGCUUUACCGACAUACGAUACAUAAGGAAAGCGGGUUAAACUAUAUUUAUGUGAAUCCAAUACGUGAUUGUGUUAUAAAGGAAAGUGAUAAAGUAUAUAUAAUAGCCGCCAAAACCCCAACUUUUAAUUCUGAAGAUAUUCUUGAAGAGUAA